Messenger RNA from Argentina anserina (silverweed cinquefoil), 2056 nucleotides. Its product is annotated as glutamyl-tRNA reductase 2, chloroplastic-like. The record is from RefSeq and is a predicted model, not a curated record. The transcript has 3 exons. Gene Ontology annotation, biological process: tetrapyrrole biosynthetic process. Bases 60 to 1658 code for a protein of 532 amino acids. Gene Ontology annotation, molecular function: glutamyl-tRNA reductase (NADP+) activity; NADP binding. Lineage: Eukaryota; Viridiplantae; Streptophyta; Magnoliopsida; Rosales; Rosaceae.
UUCAAUCCUUCCUUCUAGGGUUUUUCCUGACCUCUCCCUAAUCUCUCUCUGUUCCUCCCAUGGCGGUGGCUGCCAGUGGCUUUGCCGCCCCUCUUUCGUGGCCGAACAACAAGUCCUCCUCCUCGUCGUCGUGUUUGCAUUUCCGAAUCGGACCGUGUACAAUCAGAGCGCCGCCUCUCAAGAAGACUAGGUGUGAAAUCGCUUCCCAGAAUUCGGCUCAGGCCGUCACCCUCGCCGGCUCCAGAUCUUUCUCCGCUCUCGAGCUCCUCAAGUCCUCCUCAGCUGACAGAUAUACCAAGGAAAAGAGCAGCAUUGCUGUGAUAGGACUAAAUGUUCACACAGCUCCAGUUGAAAUACGCGAGAAACUUGCCAUUCCUGAAGCACAGUGGUCUCAAGCCAUUGGAGAGCUCUGUGCUUUGAAUCAUAUAGAAGAAGCUGCUGUUCUUAGUACUUGCAACCGUAUGGAGAUAUAUGUUGUUGCUUUAUCCCAAAAUCGCGGAGUUAAAGAAGUGACUGAAUGGAUGUCAAAGUUAAGUGGUGUUCCUGUCUCAGAGCUUUCUAAACACCGAUUCCUUCUGUUUAACAAGGAUGCGACUCAGCAUCUAUUUGAAGUAGCUGCUGGGCUUGAUUCUCUUGUUCUCGGAGAAGGUCAAAUCCUAGCUCAGGUUAAACAUGUUGUGAAAGUUGGACAGGGAGUACCUGGUUUUGAUAGGAAAAUCAGCGGGUUGUUCAAACAUGCAAUCACUGUUGGUAAACGGGUUAGAACAGAAACCAACAUUGCAUCAGGAUCGGUUUCUGUCAGUUCAGCUGCUGUGGAGCUAGCUCUCAUGAAGCUCCCCGAACGUUCCUAUGCUACUGCUAGAGUUUUGGUGAUUGGUGCAGGUAAGAUGGGGAAACUUGUGAUUAAACACUUGGUUGCAAAAGGGUGUAGAGAAAUGGUGGUCGUGAAUAGGAGUGAAGAGAGAGUUGCCACAAUACGUGAGGAAUUCAAGGAUGUUGAAAUAAUAUAUAAACCCCUUUCAGAUAUGCAAGCAAGUGCUGGUGAAGCCGAUGUCAUCUUCACUUGCACCGCAUCAGAAACCUCACUAUUCUUGAAAGAACAUGUACAGAUGCUUCCCUUUGUGAAGCCAGAACUUGGAAAACGGUUUUUUAUUGAUAUCUCUGUCCCUAGGAAUGUAGCACCAUGUGUCUCAGAUCUUACAACUGCAUGUGUAUACAAUGUGGAUGACCUCAAAGAGGUUGUGGCAGCCAACAAGGAAGAUAGGCUUCAAAAGGCUAUGGAAGCUCAGACAAUUAUUAUCGAUGAGUUAAAUAAAUUUGAAGCCUGGGAGGAUUCUCUUGAGACUGUUCCUACCAUCAAGAAGUUUAGAGCUUAUGCUGAGAGGAUUAGGGCUUCUGAGGUUGACAAAUGUUUGUCAAAGAUGGGAGAUGAUAUUUCAAAAAAGCAACAGAAAGCAAUAUACGACCUUAGCAUGGGAAUAGUGAACAAACUCCUUCAUGGUCCAAUGCAACACCUCAGGUGUGACGGAAGCGAGAGUCGUCCUUUGAAUGAGAUACUAGAGAAUAUGAAUGCUAUAAACAGAAUGUUUGAUCUCGAGACAGAUAUAUCUCUGUUGGAAGAAAAGAUUCGAGCCAAGAUGGGUCGUUCCCAGAAAUAAAGGUCCUUGUAGCUGGCAUUUUUUGUCUUUCUCCAGUUGCAAGUUAAUUGGAACUUCGGCUAAUGAUCGACACAGUAUAUAAAUUGAGGCUGUAUGAUUCAUUCAUCGAUACAUUUUUUCGGACAAUAAACCUGUCUUCCCCAUACGUACAGAACAGAUAUUUUGCCUGAAGGCAACAAGCCAAAUUCUUGAGGUAUAUCUUAAUGCUUAAUAUUUACUUGUAACAGAGAGUAGCUCUGCAGUUCAUUCUUGUUGUUAACAUGUAAUUUAAGUUGAGUGUAACUGUCGUGAGAGUUAGUUUACAUCCAUCUUUGAUCUUCUUUUACUAUAUGAGAACUGAUGGAAUAUGAAUGUGGAAUUGCAAGCCACGAAAAGAAAAACAUUACAUUUCUCGUGUA